AUACGUCAACGUGUCUUACUUUGAUAGCUGUAGCUGCAUUCGUCGGCUGUUACGUUUCAAUACAUAGGCACAUUUUUUUGUUUUUUAAGCUAACCCAGCUAGCUAGCCUCCGAUAACGCAACGUGUCAACUCCUUACAAACCUGGUGGUUUAUAGUUACAGGGCUUAUAUCUAAGAAAACCGGAUGCAAUCUUUCAUUGAAAUGAGGACUUGUAUCUGUCACAACCCCAGUCUUAAAACGGUCUACUUUUAGAACUAGCUAAAGCUGCUCGCUAACGUUACCGCCCACUGCGAUGGCUAUUUGUGGAAAGCGAUUGUAGACGAGUCAGAUUUGUGUAUUUCUUAUGUUAAAAUUAGUAUAUAAUGAAUGUGGCUUGUCAUACAUGCACUAUGCCGAAAUAAUAAUUGUCUCAAUCAGGAUCCAUAAUUCGUUCAUUGAAGCCCCAUGGUGCGUUUGGUUUCGCUUCAUUAUUUAAAGUGGUAGAUUUUUGAAUGGGGUUUGGUUAUGCAUCUCUGGCAAAACAUCGGGGAAUUGGGCUAGUGUUAGCUAACUUAGUCGGACUUGGUCCUUCCUUGUCAAAUAGCAUUAGCAUUGUUCAAUAAAGUAAGAUGUCGAAGUAAACAAUCAAACCUUGUAUUGCAAUUUAACUAACCUGGCAGAAGCUGUUUGCCAUAGAGUGGACUUUGCCAGGUCACAACUUCCUGUAAGCGGAUGACCUGACGACAUCUGGCUCCCUCCAUCAUCCAAGCUCUGUCGGGUAGGACAACUCCCCCACAUCUUCCCAGAGAGUGCUACAUCCUCAUUUUCCAAAGACCUCCAACACCCCGGAAUUAACCGGUCCCAGCCCCACAGAGACCCUCUGCCAACCCGCUUCACAAAAAAAGUGACAAUGUAUUGCUUACAGUGGCUACUUCCUGUGCUGCUCAUCCCCAAGCCGCUGAACCCAGCGCUGUGGUUCAACCACUCCAUGUUCAUGGGCUUCUACCUGCUCAGCUUUCUGCUGGAGAGGAAGCCCUGCACCAUCUGUGCCUUGGUCUUCCUCGCGGCCCUCUUCCUCAUCUGCUACAGUUGCUGGGGCAACUGCUUCCUGUACCACUGCCAGGACACGGCACUGCCGGACAGCGCCCAUGACCCAGCGAUUGUCGGGACUUAAGAGCGGAGAGAGACAUCGGAAAGGGGAAUGGGGGGUGCAAAGGGUGAUGAGGCAUUGCUUGGGAAAGAUUUUGCCAUGCUGUAAAUGGGGACAGGCUACACUUCUAGGGGUUUGAGAGCAGUGUAGAAGAGAUGUUAGAGGACUGCGGGAUGGGAACACUGCAAAUACAGACGGCACUCGGACAAAAGCGGUAUUGAGGAAGAAAAGAGCCAGUUUGGGUGAAUUACGAGGGGCUCAACAGACUUGAACUUGAGGAGGAGAGGAGGGAUGCCAGAGGGGACAAUAUGGAAACUUUUAUGUAACAGGAAAGGAAGUCGUGGCGUCCAAACUUGGAAUGCUAAGCAAAGAACGACUGAACUUGAGGAAAGAAGCGUUUCACUUUCAUUCAGCAUUUGAAUGAAAAUUAGACAAUAAAUCCACCACAUGUUAACUUAAAGUCACCGCUGUGUUUCAGUAUCCCGGUUCCUUGCUUCCGGUAUUCUUGUUUACUUCCAUCAUUGCUCACGGGAGAAGUUGUUUACUUCAUUCUGACGCGUCAUCUUUUUAAAAUGUCAAUAAACUGCCACCAUUCACUUACUCCUACUGAAAGGGUGUUUUCACUGGCAGCCUUGCUGGCUUUACAGUAACCAUACUUUGUACACCAGGUAGUGUUAAAGAAUGGUUGACAUGUUGGCCCCAGGAUUUACAGGAACAGGACAAACAUGCUUCUCACAGUCAAACCUGACCAAACUGACGCCAUUUUUGCUCUGCACACUUUCCUGAACACGGUGUGCACACAGACACUGGACAAUCAAUAACUGCUGUGAAUAAUUCCUCCUUUGCCGCAUCGCCACGCAAACACACCUCAGAAGGUGUACGACUGCUGAGGUACUAUGUUCUGCAGCUGCCCCUCUUCAUCCUCCUCCCGCCUCAGAUCGAACGUGCCAGACCUCUACUUUUAUUUUUCUUGUGCAUGGGUUGCUGUUUUUUUGUUUUGUUCAAGAAAUAAGUUCACACAUUUUAAUCAAUUCAGACAAAAUGCUGAACUUUUCCAAAGGGUAGAAUAAUCUGGAUGUGUGGAGAAUGUGUGUAUGAAAUAAAAUGUGUCUUUUUUGUAGUCAUGAUAAGCGUUAUAAAGGGCGAUACACAAGGUGACAGUAAUGGGUGGUCAGUGUUUCAGUGUCAAAAAGCAAUACAGAGUGCUGGGAAAUGAAAAUUCUCACUGACAGGUUUAUUGGUAAUUAAUAAUAAUAAUUUCUUACAUUUAUUAUAGCGCUUUUCCAGAUGCUCAAAGCGCUUUACAAAUACAUGUGUAAUUGCUCUCAGUAAGAAGGUUCCCUUGUGUAUCACUGCUGUAAGUGUUAUGUUUAGCUGUCAGGCUAAGGUGUUCAUACUGUGUUCCUAUUGUGUGUGACUCCUGUCACAGUCCUCAACAUGCUCACUGCUACAUUAUUGCUUUGGUUUUAAUUUAAAUAAAGUUUUUCCUCUCAACAUGUUAAA
Messenger RNA from Gymnodraco acuticeps, 2632 nucleotides. It is a transcript of the gene blcap, whose product is annotated as bladder cancer associated protein. The transcript has 2 exons. The record is from RefSeq and is a predicted model, not a curated record. NCBI's taxonomy places the organism in Eukaryota, Metazoa, Chordata, Actinopteri, Perciformes, Bathydraconidae. Bases 890 to 1153 code for a protein of 87 amino acids.